AUGGAAAACAGAACCGUCCCCGACAUUUUUCUCACCACUCCAAUCGACACGUCCUACGUCCAAACCGUCAGCCGACGGUCUUCCCUCGAUGAUCUUCGAAGAUGCGACUCUCCUGUGGAAUCCUUCACCGAGUCGCUGCUCGGUAUCUACUGCCGGUCUCGGCCUAUGUCACCUUCUGUCGACGGCGAGUGUGAAAGGAUGUCUCUGUACGACGACGAAUUCCCGGGAUUUGACUAUUCCGGCUUUACUCGCCAGGCGCUGAAGAAGAUUAGACGGGAGGAAGGCUCUAGAAAUUUGUCGAUGGGGAUUAACUUACCCACUAACUUUUCGACCUCGUCGUCAACCCUGGCGACGGUAGAGCUUCAUGAAGAGGGUAGCGCGGGCUCUGGCGACAGAACCUCCCAAGACACUCUCAACGAUGGCUACAGGUAUUUCGUUACCAGGCCUCUCGCUCAGCCUCUCGGCAAUAAUCCCAUCGGUCUCCCGCGAGUCCACUUCGCCAAGGUCGCGAAGGAGGACAGCCACGGCCGGUCCAUGCAUCGCAAGGAUAGCGAUGCAAAGAGUAUCGCUUCCUCUGUCGGCAGCACCUCGAGCAGGCUUACAAUUAAGCCUCUUCGUGCUGUUCAGCGAGUCGUGUCAAAGUUUGAUUCGAAGGCCUCGAAGAUCGACAGCCCUCUCGCCAACCCCGACCCGUUUACCUCUAUGGACAUCAAGUCAACGUCGCGCAAACGGGCUCCGAGUGUCUACAAGGUCAUCCGAAAGAGUGUGGUCAAAGCUCUCACCAGCAAGGCUAAGCCUAAGGUCGACGCAUCGCCCACUACGACGACCAGCGCCCAUUAUCGGUUCGACCCUCCUCACGGCACGCCCGUCGUCAAUCCCGUCUCCGAAUUCCCUCAUGCGGCGCGAAGUGGGCACGUCAGGUCCUCGUCCGCGUCUGUCUUCAGCUUCGGCUUGAAGCGCCGCCCGACCGGCGAGAGCCAGAAGACCGUCGAGGGUGACUCUCCGGCAAAGAGAAACCGCGCUUUCUCUAUCAGGAGUCGGCAUGCAGCUCCUCGAGCAAGGCAAGAUGCGGCACAAUCCGCGGCCAAGCUCGAGCCACGACUCUUGAACCGGCCUCUCCAGCGGUCCCGAUCGUUCUCCGCAUUCGGAGAUUUCUCCGUCGUCCCCGAGAGACAGAACCUUGGAGAAGAGGUCGUUGUGGACAGGGCUAUGGACACGAUGCGCCGGUUGAAUGGGCACUGGCCGGUCUACGUGCCGCAUGUGCCACACGACGCAAUGGAAGACGGUUUUCUGUUCGAGCGGAACGUCGAGGUGAUGUAG
Cyclocybe aegerita is the source of this 1320-nucleotide messenger RNA. The record is from the annotation of a GenBank genome assembly. NCBI's taxonomy places the organism in Eukaryota, Fungi, Basidiomycota, Agaricomycetes, Agaricales, Hemipholiotaceae.